Malaya genurostris is the source of this 708-nucleotide messenger RNA. Its product is annotated as C-type lectin 37Da-like. Gene Ontology annotation, cellular component: external side of plasma membrane. Gene Ontology annotation, molecular function: carbohydrate binding. Gene Ontology annotation, biological process: biological process involved in interspecies interaction between organisms. The record is from RefSeq and is a predicted model, not a curated record. The transcript is spliced from 2 exons. Lineage: Eukaryota; Metazoa; Arthropoda; Insecta; Diptera; Culicidae. Bases 8 to 493 code for a protein of 161 amino acids.
UUCCAAGAUGUUUGCGACUACGGAAAUCACUCUGAUAGUUACUAUUCUACUUUCUAUCAGCGUAAAUCAGCUGAACUCUGCUGUUCAGAAUGGAUAUCACAUUGCUCCAUACAGUAGCAAUUGGUUCGAAGCUGUAGAGUAUUGUAACCGAUUGGGAAUGCGGUUGGCCGUCGUCGAUACCGCAGACAAGCACGAUGCCGUGGUUAAAGAAGCGCAAGAAACGGGAUUGUGGACAAGUGGAUUCCUAGGUAUUUGGCUGGGUGCUAGCGAUCUAGCCAGAUCGAACAUACACAUUUGGCAAGAUACGGGAGCACGGGUGACCUUUUCCAGAUGGAACUCGGGCCAACCGUCCGGGGGCAGUGAGCAUUGCAUGAACUUGUACUAUUGGGUGGGGCAAAAAUUCAAUUGGACAUGGAAUGAUGCUCCCUGCGAUACGAGCUUAUAUGCGAUAUGUGAACCAAGAAAGGGAUGCUGUGAGCGACCAGUUUGCUGAAUGAUAUAAUAUUUUGGUUAACAAAACUAGUCGUCAGAAAAAAAUCUGAGUUCUUUGCAUCCCAAGUCUAAAUAUCACGAAAACCAUGCGGUACUUCGGUCUCGCUCCGUCACCUUUCAACCACCAGUAACACUUUCAAAUAUUACACACUUCACCGAAUUUUAGUGUCUUACUGUAGUCAUCCCCUACUUGAAUAAAACAUGUUUGCUAAUCGG